Molecule: messenger RNA, 2696 nt
Organism: Alnus glutinosa
Lineage: Eukaryota; Viridiplantae; Streptophyta; Magnoliopsida; Fagales; Betulaceae
Product: putative disease resistance protein RGA1
Exons: 3
Coding region: 1-2490 (829 amino acids)
Biological process (GO): defense response to other organism
Molecular function (GO): protein binding; ADP binding
Source: RefSeq, a predicted model, not a curated record
AUGGCUGAAAUUGCUUUCGGCAUCAUAGGAAAUGUCUUACCAAAGCUAGGGUCCGUUGUUUGCCAAGAGUUGAGCUUGGCAUGGGAUAUCAAAAGCGAUCUGAAAAGGCUUGAACGCACCAUGUCAACCAUUAAAGAGGUGCUCUUGGAUGCCGAAAAGAAGCAAGCAAGUGACCCCCUGCUGAGGCUCUGGCUAGGGCAGCUCAAUGAUGUCAUUCAUGAUGCCGAGGAUGUGUUUGAUGAAAUUGAAUACCAAGCUUUAAGGAAUCAAGUGGUUGCUACACAUGGGAGCACUUCUAGAAAGGUACUUCAUUCCUUUUCAUCCUCUAUGACACAUGCAUUUCCUUUCAAACUGGCUCAUCAAAUCAAGAGCAUUAGAGAGAGGUUAGAUGAGAUUGCAGCCGAUAAGGAUAAAUAUAAUCUCACUCAACAACGUGAAGAUGGGCAUGUUAACAAAAGAGUCAAUGUAAUUUCCAUAGUUGGAUUAGGAGGUUUGGGGAAGACCACACUUGCCAAGUGGGUCUACAAUGAUGAACGUAUAGUCCAGACUUUUCCAUUGAGAAUGUGGGUUUGUGUUUCUGAAGAUUUUCGUGUUACAAGAUUGAUAAAAGAAAUCCUUAAAUCUGUGUGCGGUAUAAUUGAUGAAAAUUGGAAUGCAGAUACAUUGCAAACUAGAUUGAGAGAACUUUUAAACGAUAAGAAAUUUCUGCUUGUCUUGGAUGAUGUCUGGAAUGAAGAUCGUAAUAAAUGGAUUGAAUUGAGAGAUUUGUUAAUUGCUGGUUCUGAAGGAAGUAAAAUUAUAGUGACAACACGUAGUCACGUGGUUGCCUCCGUUAUAAGCACUGAUUCUACAUACAAUUUAGAAGGUCUAUCCCAAGAUGAUUGUUUAUCUUUGUUUGUGAAGUGUGCAUUUGAGGAUGGAGAAGACAAACAACAUCCAAACCUCUUAAAAUUUGGAAAAGAAAUUGUGGAAAAAUGUAAAGGGGUUCCAUUGGCAGUAAGGACUUUAGGCAGCCUGCUUCAUUCAAAAGUUGAUGAACGGGAGUGGAAAUUUGUGAGAGAUAAUGAGAUAUGGAAAUUAGAACAAAAGGAGAAUGACAUCUUACCCGCAUUGCGAUUUAGUUACGAACAACUACCAAUUCACUUGAAGCGAUGCUUUGCCUUUUGUUCUCUUUUCCCAAAAGACCACGAAUUCUAUUCAGAUCAAUUGAUUCGAAUGUGGAUGGCAAAUGGACUAAUAUUUGACAUGCCUAUUAAUAAAGAACAAGAUUUAGAAGAUGUUGGGGAGUUGUAUAUAAAUGAGUUGUUGUCGAGAUCUUUCUUCCAAGACGCUUCUGAAAAGCUUCCUAGCUUGCCCUUCUAUACCUUUAAAAUGCAUGAUCUCAUCCAUGAUCUUGCUAUCUUAGUUGCACAAGAAGAGUGUUCAGUAGUAGAGUUGGGCAACAAAAACAUUGCAGGAACAAUUCGUUAUUUGUCAUUUUUAGAAAUGGGUCAAGGAGUUCCAAACUACUUAGACAAGUUAACAAAGGUGCGCACCAUUAUGCCCACAGGCGUGCAACCACUCCCAAUGUCAUUAGUUGAAGUAUGCAUCUCGAGAUUCAACUACUUGCGAUUGCUUGAUUUAAGUGAUUCGUCUAUUGAGGUGCUGCCAAGAUCUAUUGGUACUCUCAAGCAUUUGAGAUAUCUCAAUCUAUCUUAUAAUAUAAAAAUCAAGAAACUUCCUAAUUCCAUCUGCAAGCUGCAUAAUUUGCAAACAUUACUACUCCACGGAUGUUCGAGACUUGAACGGUUGUCCAAAGGUACAGGGAACAUGAUCAGCCUUAGGUAUUUGGCGGUAACAUCAAAGUAUAUGUGCUUGUUGGAGAAUGAAUCAUUUAACUCUCUUCGGAGUUUGAGUUUAUUUUCUUGUCUGAAAGUAAAAGUUUUGUUUCAAGAAAUGGACGGGUGCCUUACCAACCUUCGGACACUGGUGAUAUGUGAUUGUCCAAGUUUGACCUCUUUGCCAUUCAAUAUCAAGCACCUAACCGCCUUAGAGUAUCUGGCAAUUUAUCACUGUCCAAUGCUUAGUUUGAUGGGAGGAGAAGAUCACAACCAGGAUCUCAAGCUGAGCCUCCGAAGUUUGUUUAUUGGUAAUUUACCAAAGUUGGAGUUCUUGCCCCUGUGGAUCCAAGGAUAUGCUAAUACUUUACAACACCUGGAAAUCGAAGAUUGUAAGAACUUCGAGGCCUUGCCUGAGUGGCUGCCAACUUUCAAAUCACUUCACACACUUGAGAUUAUUGACUGCCCCUAUUUGUCAUCUCUUCCGGAGGGGACACAUCGUCUCCCAGCGCUAAGAAAAAUGAAUUUUGAAGGAUGUCCUCGGUUGAGUAGGAAUUUAGACGGAAAGGUCAGUCCAAGAUCACUCAUGUACCAAAGCUUCUGCUCGAUGAGGACACGAGGAUACUUCAACAAAAGCAGACGAUCAGGCAAGGAGUUGAGCAUUGGACGCUGACAGUGGAACUGUGGAAGCCUGAAUGUUUCAAAGUUUAAGGUUAUAUGUCCCUGCAUUAAGUUGCAAAUAUUUCUGUCAUUGCAAUUUAAAUUAAGAAAAGUAAACAAAAAAAAAAAAAAAAAAUUGCUGCCGUUGUAAUUCUUAUUAAGUUUAUUUAAAUAUGUGAAUAGACAUUUGUUAAUGUAAUUCUGAUUAGGAGAUGUAUA